Molecule: messenger RNA, 2035 nt
Organism: Quercus robur (English oak)
Lineage: Eukaryota; Viridiplantae; Streptophyta; Magnoliopsida; Fagales; Fagaceae
Product: lysine-specific demethylase JMJ29-like
Exons: 9
Coding region: 200-2020 (606 amino acids)
Biological process (GO): regulation of transcription by RNA polymerase II
Cellular component (GO): chromatin; histone deacetylase complex
Molecular function (GO): chromatin DNA binding; transcription coregulator activity; histone H3K9 demethylase activity
Source: RefSeq, a predicted model, not a curated record
UGCAGAAGAUCGCUUAAAAUGCCAUCAGUGUAUGAAGAAAAAGUUUGUUGUUGUUCCUUGCACUAAGUGUAAGAAGAAAAUGUAUUGCAUCCAGUGUAUCAAGCAAUGGUACCCCCACUUAGAAGAAGAAGAAGUUUCGAUGCUUUGCCCAUUUUGCCGUAGAAACUGCAACUGUAAUGUGUGCUAGCACUCAAGUGGGAUGAUUAAGACUUCAAAGAGGGACAUACCCAGUCAUGAAAAGAUUCACCAUCUCCAGUAUUUGAUUUGUUCUUUGCUUCCGUAUUUGAAACAAAUUUGUGAAGAACAAACUAAGGAAAUGGAGAUUGAGGCUAAUAUUCAAAGGAAAUCAUAUUCUAAAAUUGAAGUACAACAAACCAUUUGUUAUAAUGAUGAGCGUAUCUUUUGCAAUCAUUGUGCAACUUCAAUUGUAGACCUUCAUCGAAGCUGCCCAACAUGUUCUUAUGAACUCUGUCUCAGUUGCUGUGAAGAAAUUCGAAAGGAAAGUCUUACAAGCCGUGGCAAAAUGAAGUUUCAAUACAUCAACAAGGGCUAUGACUACAUGCAUGGUGGAGAUCCUCUACCUGAAUCAUGUCUUUUAAAAACUUCUAAGGAACAUGUUAAGUCCUUUAUCAAAUGGAGUGCCAAUGGUGAUGGAAGUGUUACUUGUGCUCCAAAGGAAAUUGGUGGGUGUGGUGAAUGUGUAUUGGAGCUCAGGCGUAUCCUUCCACUGGGGUGGAUUUCAAGUUUAGAAAUUAAAGCAGGAAAUUUAUUGGAGAUGUUUAGAGCUCAACCUACAAAUUUUAAGCAUAAAUGUACUCGAAAGAGCAUGAAGAUUUUCCGAAGAGCAGCUUCUAGAGUAGAUUGUGAUGACAAUGACUUGUACUGUCCAUCUUCAAGGGACAGUCUUCUAGAAGAAGAGCGUUUGCACUUCCAACAGUGUUGGACUAAAGGUGAACCAGUUAUUGUUCGUGAUGUUCUUGAACAGACAGCUGGUUUAAGCUGGGAGCCAAUGGUCAUCUGGCGUGCGUUAUGUGAAAGUGUGGAUUUGGAUAUCAGCUCAAAAAUGUCAGAAAUGAAGGCCAUUGAUUGCCUGGCUGGUUGUGAGGUGGAGAUUAAGACCCGUGAAUUUUUUCAAGGCUAUAUGGAAGGUAGAACAUACUAUAACUUUUGGCCUGAGAUGCUUAAACUAAAGGACUGGCCCCCCUCUAACAAGUUCGAGGAUUUUUUGCCCCGUCAUUGUGAUGAAUUUAUCCGUGCAUUGCCAUUUCAAGAGUACACAGAUCCUAGGUCAGGCCUCCUUAACUUAGCUGUCAAGUUGCCUCCUGGUGUGUUGAAACCAGACCUGGGUCCAAAAACAUAUAUCGGAUAUGGGCUCGCAAAGGAGCUUGGAAGAGGGGACUCUGUAACUAAGCUUCAUUGUGAUAUGUCAGAUGCGGUGAAUAUUUUGACACAUACAGCAGAAGUAGUGUUGAGUGACAAGCAGCGCUCAGCAAUUGCAACCUUAAAAGAAAGGCAUAGGGCCCAAGAUUGGAAGGAGCGUCUAGAUCGAGAGGAGUUAAGCUGUCCAACUGAAAAACUUGUUCAUAGCAACGGUGAGGACAUGGAGGUCCUAGAAAUUGCAGAUAUGAGCAAGCAUCCAUCUGAUUUUGAUGGUAAAAUUGAGAUGUCAAAAAGUGACAUAGAAGGGGCUACUUGUCCUGGUUUCUCCACAGAACAAGAAACAGAAGAAACAGGCAGUGCUUUAUGGGACAUUUUUCGGAGGGAAGAUGUUCCUCAAUUAGAGGCAUAUCUUAGAAAGCAUGCAAACGAAUUUAGGCACACCUAUUGUUCACCUGUUGAACAGGUUGUCCACCCAAUUCAUGACCAAUCCUUUUAUUUAACUUUGGAGCACAAAAGGAAGCUAAAGGAAGAAUUUGGUGUUGAACCGUGGACCUUUGUGCAAAGGCUUGGGGAAGCAGUAUUUAUACCUGCUGGAUGCCCACACCAAGUUAGGAAUCUCAAGGUAAUAAAAGAAUACUAGUACUAGUAAUAAUAA